Molecule: messenger RNA, 1827 nt
Organism: Musa acuminata AAA Group (dessert banana)
Lineage: Eukaryota; Viridiplantae; Streptophyta; Magnoliopsida; Zingiberales; Musaceae
Product: protein RMD5 homolog
Exons: 2
Coding region: 433-1590 (385 amino acids)
Biological process (GO): proteasome-mediated ubiquitin-dependent protein catabolic process
Cellular component (GO): GID complex; nucleus; cytoplasm
Molecular function (GO): ubiquitin protein ligase activity; protein binding
Source: RefSeq, a predicted model, not a curated record
GAGGACAACAAUGACGACUAUUGUUGGUUGAUGAUAGAGGAAAAAGAAAAAAGAGAAGAGAAUAGUAAUGAAAAGAGAAGACAAUAAUGUUGGAGCAUCUGCAAAUAGAGGGAGAGAGAAGAGGCAGAAAAGAGGGAACAGUAAUGAAAAAGGAGAGAGAAUGGAGAGAUUAGGAGAGGAGCAUGGAUGUUUGUUGUGCCCGAGGAAGAGGUUGGAGCUGGGGGAGUGAUCGAGUUUGGACCUGGUCAGAGGCUUGGGUUGCACAGGCCAACCUAGGCAAGGCAUCCGAUGUCUCAACCCAGGCUUUUCUAGGUGGUGCAUAGUUGAAGCCUGAAGACACCUCGUCUCUGACUCAUCAAGGAAUUUGGGCCUUCCCUUGCCUUGCCUUAGCAUAUAGGUGCUGAACCUGAGGGCUGAUUUUCUGUGGAAGAAAUGGACCUAGAUAUGAUACAAGAUGCAUUUGACCGUGUUGCUAAGAAGCAGAAGCUCUCUUCUUCUAAAAUUCAAGAACUCAUCGACCAAGUUAGACGAGAGAUCGAGCAGGCAACGGCAAAGUUGCAGAUGACUGAAAAUGCUACUGGCUGUUCUGACCAGAAAUCCAUACUGGUUGAUCUGAAGACCAAGCUUAAUGAGAUUGCCCCAAUGAAACAACUGGAAAGUCUUCAGAAGGAACUGAAUGUUGGGCUUGGCAAAUAUGUCAAAAUCAUCGAGAAGUGUUUCAAUCCAGAUAUAUCAAAAGCAUAUCGAAAUGUAGACUUUGAUGUCCAUAUAGUGAAUCAGAUUAUUGCAAGCCACUUCUAUCGCCAGGGCCUGUUCGAUCUUGGUGACUGCUUUAUAAGUGAGGCAAAUGAACCAGAAGCUGCAGCCCUGAAAUCUCCUUUCAUGGAAAUGUACAGCAUACUCGAGGCUAUGAGGUGUAGGAAUCUUGAACCUGCUCUUAGUUGGGCUUCCAAGCAGAGUGAACGGCUGUUGCAGAAUGGUUCAGAUCUUGAACUGAAGCUUCACCAACUGCAAUUUGUGGAGAUUCUACAGAAUGGCAGUAGAAGUGAGGCUCUCAAUUAUGCCAGGACGUACUUGGCUCCAUUUGCUUCGGUGCACAAGGUCGAGAUCCAAAAGCUAAUUGCCUGUCUAUUAUGGGCUGGUAGGCUCCACGAGUCCCCUUAUGCUGAUUUCAUGUACCCAAGUCACUGGGAGAGAUUGGCUGAGGAGUUCAUGCAGCAGUUCUGCAGCUUGCUGGGUCAAUCUUUUCAGAGCCCACUUAGUGUGGCGAUAGCUGCGGGUGUCCAAGGACUGCCGACGCUGUUGAAGCUAGAGAGUGUGAUGGCUGCUAAGAAACAGGAGUGGCAGGCGAUGAAGCAGCUCCCAGUUCCUGUCGACCUAGGGAGGGAGUUUCAGUUUCACUCGAUCUUUGUUUGCCCGGUGCUCAGGGAGCAAGGAAGCGAUGAGAACCCUCCAAUGCUCAUGCCUUGUGGGCAUGUGCUCUCCAAGCAAUCAAUAGCAAAGCUCUCGAAAAGCAGUACACGGGCUUUUAAGUGUCCUUAUUGUCCGCUGGAGGCAAGUGUGGCUCAAUGUAAGCUACUUCACUUCUAGCUGUUGGUUAGGCUUAUCAUCGUGGCUGUGUGGCAGCUUGGGUACUCCAUCAAGCAGGUAGUCUGCUGUGAGAUGUAUCUGAGAUACUGUAGCCAUGAAUAUGGCUGUGACUUUCCAUAUCGUUGGUUCUCACUAUCUCCUGAUAUUUCAUUGAGAUGUUCAGUAGUUCAUUCGAACCUGAGAUAUUAUCACUUUCAUUGUUAUGGAUGUACAUAAGCAAAACUUCAUGUUUAUCGA